Beauveria bassiana ARSEF 2860 is the source of this 972-nucleotide messenger RNA. Its product is annotated as SAGA-associated factor 29. NCBI's taxonomy places the organism in Eukaryota, Fungi, Ascomycota, Sordariomycetes, Hypocreales, Cordycipitaceae. Bases 1 to 972 code for a protein of 323 amino acids. Gene Ontology annotation, cellular component: SAGA complex. The record is from RefSeq and is a predicted model, not a curated record. The transcript has a single exon.
AUGUCACAACGAAACCGCAGCGGCCGCGGGUCAAGCCGUAACAAUGGCGGCUCACACGGCGAAGAAGCACAGAUAUGGGACUCUUGCAAGAGCCAGUUGGCCGAAAUUGUUAACGGCAUCAAUGGCGAGAAUGACAGCCUGAAGGAGCUUGUUGGCAUGGACAAGCAGGUGGGCGCCAUGGACCCCAACAAGAUUCCAAAUGAGUCUCUUAAGAAGAUGGAGAAUCUCUGUCGGUCUGGAGUGAAAUUCUCCGAGGCCAAUAUUGCAGCCCUCAAGAACGUGACAGAGCAGCUUAAGAUCUUGCGCGCCGUAGUCGUCGCCAAGGAGCAGGCAGAGGCUGCAACGGCGGGACCGGGAAAGAGAGCUGCCAGAGACAGCGCGCCCAGCUCGUCCCUGUACGACUUUGAUGCAGCAGGCGACUCACCCGUCCCCAGCCCCAUUGGAGGCUCGAGAAAACACAGCGAGAGGAAUAAGGACCGCGACCGCGAACGAGAUCGAGAUCGAGAUAGCAUACCACCCAAAGCAGAGAGUGUGGAGCCACCCGGUUCAGGAAACAAGUCUAAACUCAUCUUUUCCAAGGGUGACGCCGUGGCCUUCAAGUCCAAGGCUGGCGCAACGGAGGGCAUGGCAGACUGGAUCAUGGGCGAGGUUGCGCAAGUUAUUGGUGACGGUAAGAACCGCCGGUACAAGGUUCUCGACAUUGAGCCCGACGACCACAGCAAGCAAAAGGAGUAUAGGACGAGCGCGAGCAACAUGAUUGCGAUUACACCAGAGAGCCAGGCCAGCACGCUUGAGGAUUGGAAGAAGGGCCAGGUUGUGUUGGCCCUGUAUCCUAACACGACGACGUUUUAUAAGGCGGAGGUGCACAGCAUGGAUGGCGCUGGCAAGGUGAAUCUCAAAUUCGAAGGGGAAAAUGACUCGACGACUCUGCAGCAGGUCGAACGACGCUUUGUGAUUGAGUACCGGGCGUAG